AUGGAUGACGCUGAAUUAAACGCUAUUAGGUCUGCAAGAUUGGCCGAGUUACAGAAAAAUUCUGGUCAGUCUGGAUCAUCAUCAGGAUCAGGUGCUGAAUCGCAGAAGGAUCAGGUGAAAACUUCCAUGCUAGCGCAAAUAUUGGAACCCCAGGCUAGAGAAAGGCUUUCCAGAGUGAGGAUAGUUAGAUCCGACAGAGCUGACGCUGUAGAACAGUAUCUUAUCAAGUUGGCAACGACGGGAUCGCUUCAAAGAAAAAUUGGAGAGAGUGAGUUGGUUGAGAUAUUGGAUAGCUUGAGCAGAGAUGAGAAGAAGCAGACCCAGUCUAAAAUUGUGUUCAACAGAAGAACCACCGUUGAAGAUGACGAAGACGACGACUUUUUCGAUUAA
Molecule: messenger RNA, 390 nt
Organism: Dujonia railenensis
Lineage: Eukaryota; Fungi; Ascomycota; Pichiomycetes; Serinales; Debaryomycetaceae
Source: the annotation of a GenBank genome assembly